Loxodonta africana (African savanna elephant) is the source of this 10868-nucleotide messenger RNA. RefSeq names its product protein inhibitor of activated STAT 1 (gene PIAS1). Bases 5301 to 7229 code for a protein of 642 amino acids. The transcript is spliced from 14 exons. Gene Ontology annotation, molecular function: SUMO ligase activity; zinc ion binding; transcription coregulator activity. NCBI's taxonomy places the organism in Eukaryota, Metazoa, Chordata, Mammalia, Proboscidea, Elephantidae. The record is from RefSeq and is a predicted model, not a curated record. Gene Ontology annotation, biological process: regulation of transcription by RNA polymerase II; protein sumoylation. Gene Ontology annotation, cellular component: chromatin.
GGAACGUGGGGGAGAAGCUCCGGUAAAGUUUAGUGAGCCCCGGGCCGGCGUUGGGGUUCGGCCGUGGGGCAGCGGCGGGAGUCUGCCUGGGCGGGACGUUACUCUUUCUCUCUGAUUCCGGGCAACCGGGGGGAGAAACCCCCUCGAAGGGUGUGUGUUUGGAUGCAGUGUUGGGUGGUGGGAUGCAGCUACCUCUUCUCCCUUCUUUUCCUUCUCUGGCUGGUGUGGAGGGUGAACGGAGCCUUUGGGGGUCUCUGCACACACCAUGAUGGCGAUGCUAUAGCUGCCGGAGGUGAAUGGUUCGUGUUUAUAUCCCCCCGUUGCCUUUUGUUUGUAGGGACAUCUUGCUGGCCAUGUUGAUUUGAACGAAAUUCUGCCCUCAUCUUCCAGCAACCCCCAAUAAAUAGAACGUUCCUCCGUUCCUCUCAACUGUACUAAUUACUCACGGCUCGCGAAAUGAGAUGAAAGGGUGCCCCCCUCUCCCCGCUUUUUUCUCCCACCCCAAUCUUCUUUACCUGACGAUGGCUUCUUUACCGAAGCAGAUACACCACUACACAAGCAGUUGGGGGAGGGGGUGGAACCCUUAUGAUUGGAUUGUGACAAAUGGGGCUCCGCUUGAAUAAUUUUCGUUUAGUAGCAAGCCGUUUUUAACUAACGCGUAUUAUUUUGAAGCUCUGAACGUUAUAUUCCCAUCUCUGUGGCUUCCUGUGUGUGAACCAAGCAGCCGAUUAUAUCCUGACCCAGAGAACUGACAUCUCUGUCAGAGUGGAGCUUGGGAUAAACAAUUGUAAUUCUUUGCGGGGAGAGUCUCUUUUUAAUUAAUAAAAAUUAUUCAAAAAAAAUUCUCCGUUAUAAUGAAACGAGAACUUCUAGAACAUCCAGAUACCAGGUUUCUUUCUGGAGAGUUUUUUGUGGAAAAGCCUCCCUGGAAGAUCGUUUUUCUCCAGUAACUUUGCAAUGUUAACAUUGCAAGAUUUGUAAGGUGUUGGCUUUAGUGUCACUCUUUUAAUUUGCUUCUAAUUCCAAUUUACUUCAGGAAGAGCAGAUUUAGAACGGUUGGUUUCGUUUUCCCCAGCUUCAAACUGUUGACUGAAGUGAGGAAACCUCGGAAUUGGGAUACUUGGAGAUAUUUAAAGAGAGUAAAAGUACACAACUUUAAGAUACGUGUUUUCUAUGGUUUUACUCUCUAAAAAUGCGGUCAAUAUGUUGCUGUGAUCUUUGCCUUCUGAUAUUCAUUUUGUUAGGAAUCCUUUUAGAUGAAAGCUAAUGAGUUCUGUUAUACACGGACCACAGAGUAAAGCCGAAAAGCUUGUUCUGGCUAUAUUGUCACUCUUGAUGCUGUCCAAAGAAACUGGUAUGGGAAGCACAUGCUGGGAGAUUUCUCCUUUGUUCUUUCUCAUUUUAAGAAAGUGCCUUUGGGGAUAGAUCAGAUCCCUGGCGUGAGUUUUGUUAAAGUUUCUCUUUACAAAAAACAGCCAGUAUCAGAGCUGAACACUUGGGGGAAAUGUUAUUUUUCUAGUAUUGGUCUCCUUUUUUGCCUCUCUCCAAAAUGUACUUCAGUUUUUCUGGAGGAGUUAUUUUUUACUUUCAUGUUCCUGUUGUAUAAAUUUUCAAAUUAUAAUAACUGUUUUGACAUACUGGUCUGUCAUUGUGUGCCCCAUACUUUGAAGAGCUGUGAUAAAUUGCUUAGCUGGUGAUAACAGUGUUACCGUUUUUGUUAAAACUUGAUUUUGGUUAGAUUUGCUGGUUUUGUUUUGUUUUUCCCUGGAGGUGGGGCAUAAUCUCAGGAACACCUAUGUUAGGGUUGUUUGAGAAUGUCUGUAUGUUUCUGUGCGGUGAGUUUUGGAAGAUACUUGUUUUAGAAAUUUUCUGAGGGUUUUCGUUUGUGGUUUUUGGAGGUAAGUAACUGUUGUAAUAAAGUAGGAAAAGUAAGAAUAAUUUUUUAAAAAUGAGAUUUUUCAAAGUUUUAAGUGAAAAUACAGCACUUCCAAUAAAUUUCCAACUAUGAGGCUUUGAGUUAAUAUAGUGACUUGUUCUGUAUUAGUUCACAACCCACAUUUCAUUUGGCUGUGGAUUGUAUUCGUAAUUAUUCUCCUCAUGUCCCAUUUUUAGUGAGUCCUUUCAAAUCUAUAAUAAAACUCUAAAGAUCAGAUGGCCAAAAUCGAUAGAUCCAUAUCCCUUGUAGGAAUAGUUCAAGCUUUAGCACUUCAAGAUAUUGCCAAUAAAAAUUAGAUUGUGAGUCAUACAUAUCAAAAUGAGUUCUCUGUGCACAGUUAUGAAAGGUUGAAUUUUUCAUUAGAGGAUACCCAUAAGUGACAUUCUUAAGAAUGUAGAGGGUGAGCAUUUUAUUAUCUUUAGGAACUUAAAAGUAGAAGGAUGAAAUGGCCUGACGAUCUUGGUAUUAAUAAUCUGACAGUUAAGUGUAGCUCUUCUUAAAGUGUGCUUUUUUUUUAAUAGUAUUUUUUUGCAUUAAAAUGCAAAAACAAUUAUAUUGUCAUUGUAACAGUGGGAAAGAAGUAGUUGAGUGGGAAGAGAAACCACUUUUUAAAGUAUUGGUAAGAGUAUCAGUAAAUCCUGUUGAAUUCUGCCUGUUUUAUUUUCAAGAAGUAGCCACUUAAUUUUGACCUUCGUGGUGUAGUUUGUCAGCCUUUGUCUCAGAUAGAAGCAAAUAAAUCUGAGAAUUCAUGGAUUUGAUUUGAACCUCUGUAACUUGCUGCUGUCAAGUGCCACAUUUAGAUGACUUUUGUUUUAUGUCACCGGUGUUAAGAACAUUAUUUGAAAACAAUUUUUAAAAUUCUUUAGUUUUUAAGUAUUUCAUAUAAUUGUUUUGAAAUACUGCCAUCUUUUCUACCCCCAUUUUCUCCUUGGUGGUUGUAUUGUCUUUUUCUUCCAAGAGUGACUCGUAAUCCCUGUUGAUUGCAGUAGUGCUUAGUGGUUAGUCCAUAGCUGAUUAAACUUGGAUUUCUCCUGGUGAAUUCCAUCAACCUGCUGCUCCAGGGUUCUUGCUGAGACUUUUGAGUCCGGUGUAAUUGUACUUUUUCUUGCUGGUAACUAGGGAUAAGAAAAUAAAAUAGCUUGUAUUUGUAGUGGGAACUGGGAAGAAGUAUCUAAGUCCUGAGAAAACUAGAUGCUUAUGAUGAGAUAUAGCCUUCAAAAACAAAGAGAACCUAGUCCGUUACUUCAUAUAGUACUUUGCAGUUUGUAUGAAUUAUCUCAUGUGAUCUCUCCAGCAGUUCUUUGAGGUAGGCAAGGCAGAUGAUACCUCCCUUUUAUGUGUAAAGUGAGCCCUGAAGAGGUUAGUGACAAGCGCAAAGUCAUACAAAUAAAAGUGGUAGAGACUUGAACCUAGGUGUUCUGAUUUCAAAACCUUGGGUUGCAGGCUGCUUUAAAGGUGCCAUGGCAGUCCUGGAACCCUCUAAGCAGGGCUUCGAACAUGCUGGUGAGGAUUUGGAUUUCCACUCCCAGAUAUACUGAAUCAGGUUCUACAGUUUAACAAGCCCCCAGGUGAUUCUUCUCCCCCCUUAAAAAGCAGCUAUGUACAUAAGAAUCACCUGGGGAUCUUGUUAAAAAUGUAGAUGUACCAUAAGAAUCACCUGGAGAAUGUGGAUUCUGAUUGAGUAUAUCUGGGAUGGAAAGGCAAAUUCUCAGCAGGGGGUCAACCUGGAACAAACCAGUUCGAAGCCCUGCCUCUACAGGGUGCCUUGUUCAUGAAGAAUUCCAGUUAUGUUGUUGCUAAUACUUUCCCUUUUGCUUUAUGUCAGGGUAUGUUUGGAUAUUCCUUGGGUUUUUUGCAAGGAAGAUUUUGGAGUUUGUUAGUUGAAAUCAUAGGCAUUACUUCUUGCAGAUGUUGUUUUGCGUGGGAAAAUUUCAGAGAAUACUGAAAAGUAAGCAGAAAAAUAAGCAACACCUGUAAUCCCAGCACCCAGAAGUAUCAUCUGGGUAUAUAUCCAUUUAGUCAUUUUCUCUGUGAGUGUAUGGUUAUUCAUCACAAAAGGAGAUCACACUCUACACUUUUUGUAAUCUGCUAUUUUCUUAGCUAUCUUCGCAGGUCAGUAAGUAUAGGUCUGUGUUAUCAUUUUAAAGAUUACAUUGUAUUUUAUUCAACUAGUCCCUGUCCAUUUUAAACAGUGCCUUGACAAACAUCCUUAUGUAAAAGUUUGCAGAUGUUUUAUUUUAAUUAAAUAAAUUGAUAUGACAGACCUUCUUCUUGCUUUAGGGAUCAGUGCAAAUGAUAUGUUGAUUAGAUGAAGUGCUGUGAGUGAAUUAAGUUAGUUCUUGCUUUGUUCAUUGUUUAUACCUUUAUUAUUUGUUUCUAUAAAUGUGUCGUAUAGGAUUAUUAAAUGAUGGCAGAGAUAGAUUUUAUAAAAUGUAAGCAAAUAUUACUUCUGAAUUAGAACAUUUGAUGGAGUAUGAAAUGGAUUAUGAAAUAGCAUGUAUAACUUAUUUCAAGUAUGUUUGAUUUUGGAAAUUAUAAUCAUUAAAUAUUGCAAGUUUAUGUGCCAUAUUUAGAUGUUCAUCAGUUUUUAAAUGACAUUAAAAAGCUAUAAAGUGGAAAAAACCUGUUGCUGUCGAGUCAAUUCCGACUCAUAGUGACCCUGUAGGACAGAGUAGAGCUGCCCCAUAGGGCUCCCAAGGAGUGGCUGGUGGAUUCGAGCUGCCGACCUUUGGGUUAGCAGCCGAGUUCUUAACCACUGUGCCACCAGGGCUCCUAAAAAGCUACACUGAGAAAGUAGAAAUGAGAAUUUGCUUUAUGCUUUAUGCAUUUAGCCUCAGCAAAGUGUUGCUGUAGUAUUAAAUUUGUAGGUAACAUUUUUUGGAGAAGCUGAUUAUAGAGAAGGUUACAUAGGCAAUAAAAAUACCUUUCUGUUUUAAGAAGUAAAUUUAUGCGUUAAACUAAUUAAUACAUAUGUGUAUUAAGUUAAGGAUACCAAAUGUUGGUGUAACACCUGAAAAGUACUGUACUGUAGAAGGAACUAUUGAUGAAAUUAAGGAUAUGAAAUUGAUCGUACUCUAAAUUUGAUUUGUUAGAAUUUGGUCCUUACCUAAUUAUGUAACGUAUUUUAUUAAGAUUUUUGAAAUAGGGAAUGGAGAAAUUUCAAGGUAUUCAACUGUCCUUUACCAUCAAUUUCAAAAGUAGUACUAACUGCCAUUUACUUUUUGCUACUCUUACAACUAGGUAUUUACUUCUUCCAUAUGAAAAAUGUGGACCCAUUGCUUUUGAUUUCCUCAACUCUUGGUUUCAGUGGUGUCACAUGUAAAGAUAAUUCCUAGAACCCUCCUCCCCUCAGAAUUUUCUGCAAAUGGUUAUGAGCCUUAGAGUUUCUGAACUCCAAGUACUGUUGGGCUACGCUGGGAGAAACAAGCACGGACGCAAACACGAACUUCUCACAAAAGCCCUGCAUUUGCUAAAGGCUGGCUGCAGUCCUGCUGUACAAAUGAAAAUUAAAGAACUCUAUAGGCGGCGGUUCCCCCAGAAAAUCAUGACGCCUGCGGACUUGUCCAUCCCCAACGUACAUUCAAGUCCUAUGCCAGCAACUUUGUCUCCAUCUACCAUUCCACAACUCACUUAUGAUGGUCACCCUGCAUCAUCACCGUUACUCCCUGUUUCUCUUCUGGGACCUAAACAUGAACUGGAACUCCCACAUCUUACAUCAGCUCUUCACCCAGUCCAUCCGGAUAUAAAACUUCAAAAAUUACCAUUUUAUGAUUUACUGGAUGAACUGAUAAAACCCACCAGUCUAGCAUCAGACAACAGUCAGCGCUUCCGAGAAACCUGCUUUGCUUUUGCCCUGACACCACAACAAGUGCAGCAGAUCAGCAGUUCCAUGGAUAUUUCUGGGACCAAAUGUGACUUCACAGUGCAGGUCCAGUUAAGGUUUUGUUUAUCAGAAACCAGUUGUCCACAAGAAGAUCACUUCCCACCCAAUCUUUGUGUGAAAGUGAAUACAAAGCCUUGCAGCCUUCCAGGUUAUCUUCCACCUACUAAAAAUGGUGUGGAACCAAAGCGACCCAGCCGACCAAUUAAUAUCACCUCACUUGUCCGAUUGUCCACAACAGUACCAAACACCAUUGUUGUUUCUUGGACUGCAGAAAUUGGAAGAAACUAUUCCAUGGCAGUGUAUCUUGUAAAACAGUUGUCCUCAACAGUUCUUCUUCAGAGGUUACGAGCAAAGGGAAUAAGGAAUCCGGAUCAUUCUAGAGCUUUAAUUAAAGAGAAGUUGACUGCGGAUCCAGACAGUGAAAUAGCUACAACCAGCCUGAGGGUUUCUCUGCUCUGUCCACUUGGUAAAAUGCGGCUGACAAUUCCAUGUCGGGCCCUUACAUGUUCUCAUCUCCAGUGUUUUGAUGCAACCCUUUAUAUUCAGAUGAAUGAGAAAAAACCAACCUGGGUUUGUCCUGUCUGUGAUAAGAAGGCUCCGUAUGAACACCUUAUUAUUGAUGGCUUGUUUAUGGAAAUCCUAAAAUACUGUACAGAUUGUGAUGAAAUACAGUUUAAGGAGGAUGGCUCUUGGGCACCUAUGAGAUCAAAAAAGGAAGUACAGGAAGUUUCUGCCUCUUACAAUGGAGUUGAUGGAUGCUUGAGCUCCACAUUGGAGCAUCAGGUGGCUUCUCACCACCAGUCCUCAAAUAAAAACAAGAAAGUAGAGGUGAUUGACCUGACCAUAGAUAGUUCAUCUGAUGAAGAGGAAGAAGAGCCAUCUGCCAAGAGGACCUGUCCUUCCCUAUCUCCCACGUCACCACUGAAUAAUAAAGGCAUUUUAAGUCUUCAACAUCAAGCGUCUCCAGUGUCCCGUACUCCAAGCCUCCCUGCUGUAGACACGAGCUACAUUAACACGUCCCUUAUCCAAGACUACAGGCAUCCUUUCCACAUGACCCCCAUGCCUUAUGACUUACAAGGAUUAGAUUUCUUUCCUUUCUUAUCAGGAGACAAUCAGCAUUACAACACCUCCCUCCUUGCCGCCGCAGCAGCAGCAGUUUCAGAUGACCAAGACCUCUUACACUCGUCUCGGUUUUUUCCGUACGCCUCCUCGCAGAUGUUUCUCGAUCAGUUAAGUGCAGGAGGCAGUACUUCUCUGCCAACCACCAAUGGAAGCAGUAGUGGCAGCAACAGCAGCCUCGUGUCUUCCAAUAGCCUGAGGGAGAGCCACGGCCACACCGUCACAAAUCGGGGCAGCACAGACACAGCGUCCAUCUUCGGCAUCAUACCAGACAUCAUUUCAUUGGACUGAUGCCCCUGCCCUGCGGCUCCCAUCCCCACCCCAGAGUAAAUGGACUUGGCAGAAAGAAGAGAACUUUGUGCUCUGUUUUACCUUAUUCUGUUUAGAAAAGUACACAAGCGUGUUUCUUUUUUUCCUUUUUUUAGGGAAAAAAAUUAAAAGAAUUGUACAGAGAACAAAACUAUAUUUUCAGUUUUACUUUUGUAUAUAAAUCUAAGACUGCCUGUCUGAUAAAACACUUGUUUUAAAAAAAAGAAAAAAAAAAAGAAAGAAAAGAAAAAAACAAGCACCCACAAACCACCUUCAGUUCAUUUUUUCUGGAUUCUGAAGAUUUUCAUCAUUUGUCCUAUGGUUUCGGUUUUAUUUUACUUCAGACAAAUGGCAUUAUUUUAUUUGCAAGAACAUAAAAGGAACUGCAUGUAUGAAGUUUUAAAUUGUGGGCUUUUCUUUGUUGUGGGGAGGGGCUGGGGGAAAUAGGUUUAAUUUCCAUUUGCUAAAAAUGACAGAGUUGAAUUCUGUGUGUGUGUGCAUAUUUUAUCCAGCUUUAAGUUAUAAAUCUCAUCUGUCCCACUGCAUUCCCUACGUAUUUUCAGGACAUAGCUCGUGGGUGUGCGUGUUCAGUGUGUGGGUCUGUGUGUAUUUGCUUGUCAUUACUGUUCCUUCUCCUCCCCAGUUUGCAUUCAGUUGAUAUGUCAGUUGCCUGCUUCUUUCAAAGUGCUUGGAAGGCCUUGAACUCACAUGUAAACAUCUUUACCACCUAUGCAUGUUCUCCAUCACGUAUUCUCUCUUAUUUGCUAUACUCCCAGAGAAAGUCUUUUAGAGAUAAUGGAACAAAGCUGUCAGGGUAAGAGGUAAGAGUAGGCCUAGCAGACCUGUGAAUAAUACCCUUCAGUUCUUUAUUCUAAAUCUGGAUUGCCAGCGAGUAGUGUGUAUUUAAGCAAAGUCUGUGAGCACCUGCUUUUUUGGCCACAGGGUAACAAGUUUUCAUGUAAGAUCUUCAUACCAAAGUAGGAAGUACAAGUAGUUUAGAAAGCCUUGUUGCACGUCUUUUGCAGCUGACAGAGGUCAUGUUACAUCACAUCAGAAAAGAAAGAUGGACAGUCAGUUAUCCUGAAAGUCAAUUCUGCUUUGAAAGGACAGUGUACCACACAUGUCGAUCUUAGAAAUCUGCUUUUUGAUAAACAGUCGAAAUUCAAAAUGGGUUGGAUCCUUAGUCAUUUUUACUCUCUGGUUCUGAGUGUACUCAUUUUCUGAACCUGUCUACCUUGUUUGUUUUAUCUUCAUCUUUUAAAGACAAGCAUGCCACGGGAAAGUCACUGUUGGGAAUUCCUGGAUCAGCCUGAUCUCUUCUUAUUAAUAAUGGAACAUGUAAAUAUAUUGAAAGCUGUUUGUCAGGAGAUGAGUGAGGGCUGGAGGGUAGGAAAAAUGGUUCUGUUUGUGUCCUAGAAUCCUCAUGAGAGAAGGCAGUAGUACUUUCUCAAGUGUGGGAAAUAUUUUUCUAGCUGAUUGAGGAUGCAGGUUUAACAGAAAAGAUAAAGAAGGGACAUAAUGAUUGCCAGUUUUCCAGACGGUUUUUAUAUCACAACUGUUAAUGCCAAUGAGUCGUUGUUAGAGCUGAUGAAGGACCACUCUUUGUGUAUAAACUUGUCUUUUUAAACGUUGCAUUGGUAACAAAAUGACCCACUUUAAUCCAGGUAGAAUCCAAGAUGGCUGUAUCUUCAGUUGUAUGCUAAACUGAAUGGUUCACAUGACUGUGUGGCAUUAAAAAUAAUGUCUGUUUUUACAGCAUCUCUCUGCCACUAAAUUGUUGACUUGAAUUUCGGGCAAAAAAAGUUGGUGUUGAUAUGUAUAUGUGUGUGUGUAUAUAUGUAUUUAUAGACAUAUGUGUGAGUGACAAGUGAGUUAUAUGGUCUUCCCCUAUGCAUGCAUAUUCCACACAUAAAUGGCUGAGUUCUAGUCACUAAAUAAUUGCAAUAAAAAAAAAAAAAAAAAAAUGGAUUCAUUGUCAGUUAAAACAGGAAAUAGUUUUGUUUUUUUAAUGCAUCUGGUAUUAUGGUGAAUAAAUACUUUAAGAAUUCUCAUUGCAUAUUAAUUUAGGUUAUUAUCUAAUAGUAUCAUAAUUUGUGUUUAAAUUUGGGUUGAGGUAGAAAUUAAAUUGUGGGGAGUUGCUUCUGAUUUAACGUUAGAUUAGGACACAUAUUUCUAUUAAUUCAACUACCCAAGGUAAGAGGAAUAGUUUAUUUUUUUUUUUUUCCUUUUUCUGUUGUUGUUAGUGGGUCUCAAAACUCUGAUCAGUAACUGUAUGUGAUACUGAAUUACAAACUCUUUAAAUGAUCCAGUUGAAAACCCUUCCGUCUACUUUCUUUAGCCCAGUUUUGGUGAGGGUUAAUUAGUUUCCUGCGUUUUACCAACCUAAGGGAAGAACAGAUAAUGUCUGUCCGGUGUCUAUGGUCAUGUCUCCAUGGGAGAAGUAAACCAAACGUCUUUUUAUUUUAGCUCAUUCCAUUCUGUGAGGCGUUAACGUUUCUUUCAGUUGUCUACUGUCCAGAAUGUUGUAUUAUUAGUAUUUAUCACUCUGUUGGUCUCAUGGUUGAUACCAGUCAGUGACUUUCCUAUAAUUAGUAGUAGAGUCGUGCACUGCAUCUUUACUUUCUGAUAAAAAAGCUCAUGGUCGUUUCACCUCUGUUUCCCUCAGCCCAUCCUCAGUCCCCACCCCUGCCAGUACUGACAUGCUGUCUGUGGACAAGUAGCAGUUCUCAGAACCUUAGGCACAUUGGCACAAUUCCCCUUGCCUUGGUCUUUCAUAGUAAGUGUGCGUAUGUUUGUAUAUGUGUUUCUGUACAGUACUGUGUGUGUGUGGUGUGUGCGCACACAUCUUUGAUGAAACAGCUGUUUGAGUAGCAGGGUUGAAGUGGCUUUUAAUUACUUUGUGGGCAUUAUUGGACACCUUUUACAGCCAUCUGAACUUUAACCGUGCCGUAUUUGCUUGGCUCAUUUAUUUUGAGCAUUAAAAUUUUUCUACUAUUAACUUAGGCAUUAUCACAAUUCUGUAUCAUCACCGACUUAGGAAGAAUUCACCUAAGCUUUUGACAAAUGUGAUUUCUUGGCAGAUUUUCCUUUGAGUCAGAUGUCUGAAUCUGAAAUUGUAUCCCAAUUUUAAAUUAAUAACUGUAGGAAGCAUAUUGUUUUUUUUUUUAAUCAGUUUUAAAUACAUAAAAUAUUUCAAGAUCUUUGAGACUUUAAAGCCUAUUUGAAAUUAUUUUAGUAAGAAUUUUACCAAUAUAUGUUGAAUUCUGUUUUUUAAUAAAACACAAAGCUUAGAUUUCAGAAAGAGGGAGGAAGAAUAGCUGGUGGUCCCAGAGUGUGCUGCUGUUAUGUAUAUAAACAGAUAUAAAAGUUACCAUAAAUUCCAUGAACUUAAAAUCUGUGAUUCAUUGCCUUAAAACUUUCUCUCUUAGAAUUUCCAUACCGCAUGCCAAACCAGUAAAAUGGCUUUUAAAAAUGUAUAGUAGACCAAUGUCAGUUUGUAUAAAAGUACCAAGUGAAAAUAUUUAUUACAUGCAUUGGAAAAAAAAAAUUGUUUACCUAUUGAAUGUUACCUGUUUAUGUAGAGCUCUUUAGAUGUAAUAAAAGAAAAGCCUUCAGUUAUAA